Molecule: messenger RNA, 809 nt
Organism: Drosophila simulans
Lineage: Eukaryota; Metazoa; Arthropoda; Insecta; Diptera; Drosophilidae
Product: respirasome Complex Assembly Factor 1
Exons: 3
Coding region: 135-542 (135 amino acids)
Biological process (GO): mitochondrial respirasome assembly
Source: RefSeq, a predicted model, not a curated record
GUUUUUGGUAUUUUGUUAUCGAAAACACAGGCGUUUGGGGUUUUCAUUUCGCCAAAACGCGUUAGUCAUUUGAUAGUGAAAAAAUUAAUUAACAAAAUAAUUUAAAGUGAUUUGGGUCAGAUCUGAAUUAAGCUAUGGCCACGAAAACAAAUACCAUCGAGCGCAACGGCCACUCGGCCAAAAGCUCCACACUGCGGGAAAUUUGCGCGCGCGCCAUCACAAAAUCGGAGUGGGAGGACAAGGAGGAGUUCCUGGACGUCAUCUACUGGUCGCGCCAGGUGUUCGGCAUCUUUCUGGGCGUCAUCUGGGGCAUUGUUCCGCUGAAGGGCUUUCUGGGCCUCGUACUAUUCGCCGGCAUCAGCUGCGGGAUCGUCUACCUGUACGCCAUAAACUUUCAGAACGUGGACGAGGACGCCUACGGAGGAGUUUGGGAGCUGAUCAAGGAAGGGUUCAUGACGUCGUUCGCCGGAUUCCUGGUCACGUGGAUAAUCUUCUACACGGGCCUGCACUACGACGCCAUAAUGGCGGCGAAAGGAUCUUAAUAACACUCCCCAGCAAUACCGGAUUCCAGGAGCCAGGUCCACACCACGCCACUCUCCACAUAAGCCAGCAGCUCCUCUCGUUUUGUCCCCUUUGUACUCGCUGUAGAUUGUUAAACUUUUAGCCAAUUACGUUCAUGUAAAUGCAUUUCUGCUGUGGCCGAUUGUCCCAAAUCUUUCCGUGAAAGAUCCUUUGGCCAGCGGUCUUAGUUGAGAACAGAAGAUUCUAUAUGUAUUUGAGUGUCCGAAAUGCAGAAUGCGAUGAAUCAA